Messenger RNA from Choloepus didactylus (southern two-toed sloth), 3023 nucleotides. RefSeq names its product FKBP prolyl isomerase 10 (gene FKBP10). The record is from RefSeq and is a predicted model, not a curated record. The coding region runs from base 99 to 1847 and encodes 582 amino acids. Gene Ontology annotation, molecular function: calcium ion binding; peptidyl-prolyl cis-trans isomerase activity. The transcript has 10 exons. NCBI's taxonomy places the organism in Eukaryota, Metazoa, Chordata, Mammalia, Pilosa, Megalonychidae.
GAGGAGGGGGGCCAGGAGGCUGGCGCCCGCGGCUCCCUCUCUCGCCUUCACUGCCGGCAGCCCCAGCUCCGAGCUCCCAGCUCCCAGCUCCCAGCACCAUGUUUGCCGCGGGCGCCCCCAGCCACACCCUCCUGCGGCUCCCCCUGCUGCAGUUGCUGCUGCUCUUGGUGCAGGCCGUGGUGAGAGGGCUCGGCCGUGCCAGCCCGGCUGGGGGACCCCUGGAAGACGUGGUUAUCGAGAGGUACCACAUCCCCAGGGCCUGUCCCCGGGAGGUGCAGAUGGGGGAUUUUGUGCGGUACCACUACAACGGCACCUUCGAGGACGGCAAGAAGUUUGACUCGAGCUAUGACCGCAGCACCUUGGCGGCCAUCGUGGUGGGCGUAGGGCGCCUCAUCAUUGGCAUGGACCGUGGCCUCAUGGGCAUGUGUGUCAACGAGCGGCGCCACCUCAUCGUGCCUCCCCACCUGGGCUACGGCAGCAUCGGUUUGGCGGGGCUCAUUCCCCCGGAUGCCACCCUCUACUUUGACGUGGUCCUACUGGAUGUGUGGAACGAGGAGGACACUGUGCAAGUGAGCACCUUGCUGCAGCCGCCGCAAUGUCCCCGCGUGGUCCAGGACAGUGACUUUGUCCGCUACCACUACAAUGGCACGCUGCUGGAUGGCACUGCCUUCGACUCCAGCUACAGUGGGGGUGGCACUUAUGACACGUACGUCGGCUCCGGCUGGCUGAUCAAGGGCAUGGACCAGGGGCUGCUGGGCAUGUGUCCUGGAGAGAGAAGGAAGAUCAUCAUCCCUCCAUUCCUGGCCUAUGGCGAGAAAGGCUAUGGGACUGUGAUCCCCCCACAGGCCUCGCUGGUCUUCCACGUCCUACUGAUAGACGUCCACAACCCAAAGGACACCGUCAAGCUAGAGACGCUGGAGCAGCCCCCCAGCUGUGACCGGAAGGCCGUGGCCGGGGACUUCAUGCGUUACCACUACAACGGCUCGCUGAUGGACGGCACCCUCUUUGAUUCCAGCUACUCCCACAACCACACCUACAACACCUACGUGGGGCGGGGCUUCAUCAUCCCCGGGAUGGACCAGGGGCUGCAGGGCGCCUGCGUGGGCGAGCGCCGGAGAAUCACCAUCCCCCCCCACCUUGCCUACGGGGAGAACGGAACCGGAGACAAGAUCCCUGGCUCCGCCGUGCUGGUCUUUGAUGUCCACGUCAUCGACUUCCACAACCCUGCAGACCCCGUGGAAAUCAAGAUUCUCUCCCGGCCCCCUGAGACCUGCAAUGAGACCUCCAAACUUGGGGACUUUGUUCGAUACCACUACAACUGCUUUCUGCUGGACGGCACCAAGCUCUUCUCCUCCCACGACCACGGGGCGCCCCAGGAGGCGACUCUGGGGGCCAACAAGGUGAUCGAAGGCCUGGACACGGGCUUGCAGGGCAUGUGUGUGGGAGAGAGGCGGCAGCUGGUUGUCCCCCCGCACCUGGCACACGGCGAGAGCGGAGCCCGGGGGGUCCCUGGCAGUGCUGUGCUGCUAUUUGAGGUGGAGUUGGUGUCCCGGGAGGAGGGGCUGCCCACAGGCUACCUCUUUGUGUGGCACGAGGACCCUCCUGCCAACCUGUUUGAAAACAUGGACCUCAACAAGGAUGGAGAGGUGCCCCCAGAGGAGUUUUCCACCUUCAUCAAGACUCAAGUGAAUGAGGGCAAAGGUCGCCUCCUGCCUGGGCAGGAUCCUGAGAAGACCAUUGGGGACAUGUUCCAGAACCAGGACCGCAACCAGGAUGGGAAGAUCACUGUCGAGGAGCUCAAGCUGAAGUCAGAUGAAGACCAGGAGCGGGUCCACGAGGAGCUCUGAAGGACAGGAAGCCUGGGCCUGGCCCCACACGCAAAGGCCCACUUCUUGGGGGAACAGUGGGCAAUGGGACUGACCUUCUAGUGGUCACCCUUUGCUCUGCUGGGAUAAAGUCUGGGAUCCAUCCAAGAAGUAGUCGGAGGAGACAACUGUGGUCUUCCCACUAGCCCUAGAUUAAAAUCCACAGUGCAACAUUCCAUUUUUCUCUUCCAACCCAAACCCCUUCCUUAAAAGAUUUGGAGUUAUGAAGCCAAUUUGGGGAUUUGUAGAGCCUGGGGGGUGGGACAGGGUCAUUUCUGGGACCCCCCCUCCAUAUCACUAGACACUUGGCAAGGCUGAGCUCAUCUCUUUAUUUCCUUCUCUUUUAUUCCUUUCCUUGCCAUCCCCAACACCCUGCCUCCAGCCCCCAUUCCUCCAUUGUGGCAGCUCCCAGGAACACGAAUCAGGGCUGGAGAGACCCCUCUGGUCUUCCUUCCUCAGCACUGGCUGGUUCCUAGGGAAGGGGGAGGCUCCAGGAGGGCAGGCCUACCUCACCCUGUUCCCUCCACCCCUCUGAGGUCAGUGGGGGCUGAGAUGACCCCAGGUGCUGAAGUUCAAGGCUGGGCUGUAUGUGGCCUUUUAUCCCUAAAGAAGGCUCCUCUCCCUAAGGGACCAUGGAAGAGAAAGAAAAUGAAGGGGAAAUAAGAAGGAAUCUGCUCAGAUUGGACUUGGGGCUGUCAAGUCCUUGGGUUUUGUGCUGGGAUAACCUUAAAAGAGGGCUUCAUUUGGGACUUGGGGUGGGAGGGAGGUGGGCAGAGCUCUGGACACUCAAAAGGCUAAAUUGGUAUCAGAUGCCUUUCUCCUUUGUGCUGAAUAAAAUAUUAAACUGAAGGUCUCGAGAAUGAUCUUUUACAGGGUCCUUAGAGCCACCACUGGGGAAGAAAAAAGCAAACCCUCUAUUAACAUGGUCUUGUCAGCUCAAGACGGGGUGUCCCCAGGUCCCAGCCUCCUUCUUCUGGAGGGUCCUGCCUCCCUGAGACCUAAUCGGGGGACCUCGCAGUGAAGAGGGAGCCCAGGUGGCGAGUAGAUGCCUGUGCUAGAUUGGAUAUAUUAUGUCCCACCAAAAGCCAUGUUCUUUAAUGCGGUCUUGUGGAGGCAGAUGUAUUAGGUUCAUUGGGUUGGAAUCCUUUGAUUGUUUCC